Rotaria sordida is the source of this 2079-nucleotide messenger RNA. The record is from the annotation of a GenBank genome assembly. NCBI's taxonomy places the organism in Eukaryota, Metazoa, Rotifera, Eurotatoria, Philodinida, Philodinidae.
AUGAGUCCUAUAUCAUUUGAUUCAGCUGGGAAUAUUUGCCUAAUGUCUACUUCUGAUCUUACUGCUAUAUCAAAUACACCGUCGUCUUGUCUUAUUAGUCAAUUUAUUCUAUCUUCUCCAAAUUUUUAUACUCCUAAACAAUUUAACAAAACCCUUCCACGUGAAAUAGUUACUAUUAAUGGACAAGAAACAAUAGUUUGCUUAUCAUGUGCAGAAAAAGAAUAUUCCAAUGGAACAAUUCCUCAUUUAUCAUUAAUUCAUUCAAAUAUAAAAUAUAACAAAGUUUUAGCAUUACUUAAUCGAACAUUUCGCGCAUUAUAUGAAUUAAAUGAUUUCACUAAUGAAUCUAAAGAUCAUAUCGAACAAAAAAAGGAAGCUAUCAGAGAAGGUGUAUCAACAUGUUUAAAUUUAUUACGUCCAUCUAUUCGUGAAAAUCAACAAACAACAUCAAUAAUUGAUAUGAAAAAAAAGAUAAUAAUUAAGAAAAAAAAUCUUAAUAUACUUCAUGAUGAUAGUGAUAAUGAUGAUGCUGCUGAUGAAAAUAAUAAAGAAAAUCAAUCAAAUAUUCCUGAAUUAGAUAAUAAUCAAAUACGACGUAAAACUAUUCGUGGUUCAAAUUCAUCAAAACGAUCAAUUAGUUUAAAGCAACAAGAAAAUGAAUCACCUUCAAAACGAACAAAAAAAACUGACGAUAUUGAUGAACCAUUACCGAUAAUUAGUCCAUCUAUUGUUAAAAAAAUUACUCGCACUCAAACAAAAAUAGAUGCUCAUAAUGAAGAAAAAAAAACAAAAUCAAUACGUUUAACACGAGAAGUUCAUCAAAUAAAACAUGAUUCAAAAUCGAUUGAAACAACUAAAUUAAUAAAACAACGAGAGAUAAUAAAUACUGAAGAAAAAACAAAUACUAAGGAAAAAUCUAUUAUUAAUCCGACAAAAUCAAUAUUAUCAAAUAAAUCGUCGAUUGAUAUACGUAAUGAUAAAGGUGAAUCAUUAAUACAUCAAGCUGUAAAAAAAGCUGAUAUCAUACGUGUUAAACAAUUAAUUGAAGAAGGACAUCCAGUAAAUACAAUUGAUAAUAAUUCAUGGACACCAUUGCAUGAGGCCAGUUCUAUGGGCGAUAUUCCAUUGAUGGAAUUAUUACUUGCUAAUAAUGCUAAUAUUAAUGUACAAGGUGGUGAAGAGCAAAUGACUGUUUUACAUGAAGCUCUGUUAAAUGAAAAUACGAACGAAUGUGUAAUUAAAUUUUUACUUGAAAAUGGAGCUGAUCCACAUAUAAAAAAUAAAAAUGGUAAAACUGCAAUUGAUCUUGUUACUGAAUUAAAUAAUCCAAAUAUUUCAUUACUUUUCGAAAAAAAUCAAUGUACAAAUCUUACUCAUAAUGAUCUACCAAUAGCUCCACCUCCAAGACGACGUAUACGAACAAUAUCAUCAUCAAAUAUUCUUUUUUUAACUGGUUUUGACAAAACACGUAAAGAAUCAUUAAUAAAAUCUAUUCAAACAAUAUUUGGUCGUAAAUGUGUAACAACAACUAAAAAUGUUGAAAAUAAUGUUACUCAUGUGAUAGCAUGUGGUGAAAGUGAUAAAAUAGCUUUUCGUACAAUAAAUUAUUUACGUGGUAUUAUUCUUGGCAAAUGGAUUGUUUCAGAAAAAUGGAUUGAAGAAUGUAUAAAACAAAAACAAUGGAUAAAUGAAAAUGAUUAUGAAAUUCUUGGUUCGCAACUUGAACCUAAUUCAAAUGGAUCACAUAUUAGUCGAAUAAAACAUGAACAAAAUGAAUCUCUUCUUUUUAAUAAAUGUCAAUUUUAUCUUUAUGGUCAAUUUCAUACAUAUAAAAAAGAAGAUAUAACUGAUUUAAUAAAAAUAACUGGUGCUAUUUUACUUAAACGUGAACCAAAAUUACAUCGAAUUAAUAGUGAUACUGAUUCAAAUAAUACAAAUCAAACAAUAAUGACAUAUAUUAUAUAUGAAUCAUCUACACCCGAUAUACUUCUUGAUAAUAAUCUUAUAAAACAUAUAAAAUUACUUGAUUUUCUUGCUUGUAUAGAUUAUUAUAAUAUUCAUGAACGAUUAGAUAAUUAA